AUGCCUCCCCCGAACCCUUAUAUGAUCAGCCAACUGCGACAGCUUAUCUAUUAUCACUUAGACUGCAACCUCCUACGAAACGCUCUCUUCCUCGCAGGCCGACUGCAUGCAUACGAGCCGAGGUCCUCAGAAGCUGCAUACCUGCUAGCACUAUGCCAUCUACGGCUGGGACAACUGAAGGCGGCAUACGAUAGCAGUAGGAACUCUGGGUCGAGAGGGACACAUCUGGGAUGCUCCUACGUCUUUGCGCAAGCAUGCUUGGGCUUGGAGAGAUACGUGGAAGGUGUGACAGCUAUAGACCGGAGUAAAGGAUUGUGGUCAGCCAGGAACAGCUGGGGCAAACACACAGACACACGAAGACAACAUUUACCAGAUGCGGCGGCAAUUUUGUGUCUGCAAGGCAAAUUAUGGCAAGCCCAUUGUGAUGCGAAUAAAGCUAUAGAAUGCUACGCCGAGGCAUUGAAGCUGAAUCCCUUCAUGUGGGAUGCGUUCCUUGGGCUUUGCGUUUUAGGAGUCAACAUCCGGAUGCCGAAUAUCUUCAAGAUGACUCCAGAGAUGAUGAGUAUAUUGUCGAGCUCGACGAACGAAGAGACACCUUUAGGAGUACUCGACGAGUCUCCGCCUUCAAAUGCUCUUUCACAAUCACAAGUCAAUGUAAAUACCGCCAACCAACCACCUUCAAGCAACGAUCCGUUCAGCAUAUCCAAGAAUCGUAUAAAUGGGGACGUUCGCAACAACGCUGGUAGCUUGGCGUUGUUCGAAAAGUUCAAUAGCAAAAAGAAUAAUGUGACGCCAAUAGAGCCAAUCAUCCGUCCAGAUCCCCAGAUAUUUGACACUCCUACGGGUCCAACCGGAGGCGUGGAAGAAUCAAUAUUCUUGGGGAAAGAGAUCGGUGGUCGUGCUGCAGCUGCUCCGAUAUCGACUGAGCCACCAUUGGCACCACCCAGAAAAGAGCGGACUUUGCCUGGGCUCGGUAUGGAUUUCAGCAUUGAUGCCCCUCCAAAGAUGCGUUCGAGUUCGACAGUAAGAUCGAAGUCGAGGAGUAAGGGCGAUUCUGGAGAUCAAGACAAUGCUACAAUGAGCAGAUCAUCGACAACGAGCUACGGUGCUGGUGAUUUGAAAAGGACAGUUUCGGGCAAGGCUCCGCAAGCAACAGCAGCCGGUUCCCGGCCGGAAGCUGACACAUCCAAUGAUCCAGGAGCACCUCAGAGACGAAGCCAACGGCUUUUUAAUCAUAUGAGAACGCAAAGCGGCAGAUUUGCGGCUUCUACGGGCAGCAUCGGCGCGAAAGAAGGCAGGGAGCUCAAGAAGGCGAAGGCAACCGGCACGAAAGGCAGAAGCGCGAACACCUUCAAUGUUGGGCGUGUUGUCAGCGGAAACCGAAAACAUGGCGACCCGAUGGACAUUGACGGCAAGGAGCAGCGGCCCAUUGCACAUUCUGGAGUCCCUGCCGCCGCGCAGAAGCCUAUAGUGAAUGAGAAGGUGAAGGAGUUCGAAGGCCUCCAACAGCUUCUGGACCUGUUCAUGAAGCUUGGAAGCGGCUACUUCGCUCUUAGCCAUUACCAGUGCCAGGAUGCACUACGAUGCUUCAAUUCGAUUUCUCCAAGCCAGAGAGACACCCCCUGGGUGCUCGCUCAGAUUGGCCGCGCUUAUUAUGAGCAAGCAUCCUACUCGGAAGCCGAAAAGACAUUUACCCGAAUUAAAGCCAUGGCUCCAUCCCGCCUCGAAGACAUGGAGGUAUACUCCACUACCCUCUGGCAUCUCAAAAAUGACAUUGACCUCGCCUUUCUUGCCCACGAAAUCAUCGACAUCGACCGCAACUCUCCCCAAGCCUGGUGUGCGGUUGGCAACAGCUUCUCACUCCAACGCGAUCAUGACCAGGCUCUCAAGUGCUUCAAACGCGCCACCCAACUUGAUCCCAAAUUCGCUUACGCCUUCACUCUCCAAGGUCAUGAGCAUGUGGCGAAUGAAGAAUACGACAAAGCACUCUCCGCCUACCGCUCCUCCAUCGCUGCCGAAAACCGCCACUACAACGCCUGGUACGGUCUGGGUAAAGUCUUCGAGAAGCAAGGCAAAUACGCCUUUGCGGAACAACACUACCGCACCGCAGCUUCAAUCAACCCCACCAACGCCGUUCUCGUCUGCUGCAUCGGCCUGGUACUCGAGAAGUUGAAGAAUCCCAAAGCCGCACUGAUACAGUAUACCCGAGCAUGCGAGCUGUCAGAGAAGAGUGCUCUAUGUCGGUUCAAGAAGGCAAGGGUACUGAUGACGUUGCAGGAGCCUGAGCGGGCGCUGGUGGAGUUGCGGGUUCUGAAGGACAUUGCGCCGGAUGAGGCCAACGUGCAUUUCUUGCUAGGUAGGGCUUACAAGCAGCUGAGGCAGAAGGGAAGUGCAAUCAGGCAUUUCACUAUGGCAUUGAAUUUGGACCCAAAGGCUUCACAUUACAUCAAAGAAGCGAUGGAGCAGAUGGAAGAUGACGAUGACGACGAGGAUAUGUGA
Molecule: messenger RNA, 2499 nt
Organism: Letharia columbiana
Lineage: Eukaryota; Fungi; Ascomycota; Lecanoromycetes; Lecanorales; Parmeliaceae
Exons: 4
Coding region: 1-2499 (832 amino acids)
Biological process (GO): cell division
Molecular function (GO): protein binding
Source: RefSeq, a predicted model, not a curated record